UGGGGGAAAUAAAGCUCUUUUUUUCUGGUUCUCUAAUCAGUAGGCUACUCCUCUUAUAAGUUCUUUCAUAUUCAUCUGGUGAAUCCUAUUUUGUUAAAGGUACUGAUUUCAUCAUAUUGACUUUUUGUUGAUUGUUCUGUGCAUAGGGGAGAUGGCAUUGCUUGUUGAAGGUUUGGCGGUUGGUAAUGAUCCAUCAAUAGAAGAGUAUAUCAUUGGUCCAGCUAAUGAGCUUACUGAAGAUCAGGAGCUGACUACUGAUAAAGAUCAUAUGAAGUUGUAUGGCCCAGAGGAAGGCCUCUCGUGGGUGGCAAAGCCAGUUCCUGCCCAGAGUAGUCUCGCUCUUGUGUCCAGGCAAGGGAGCAUGGUGCAGCAGAGUGUGCCUCUUAUGGAUCCUCUUGUGACUCUAUUUGGUAGCAUCCAUGAAAAGCUCCCUGAUACAGGAAGUAUGAGAAGCAUGCUAUUCCCCAAUUUCGGCAGCAUGAUCAGCACCAUGGAUCCUCACAUCAAAGAUGAUCACUGGGAUGAGGAGAGUCUGCAGAGAGAAGGUGACCGUUAUCCUUCAGAUGGUAGCGGUGCAGACUCUGAUGACAAUCUACAAAGUCCAUUGAUAUCACGUCAAACAACCGCCGUAGAAAACAUGGUCCCUCCUCCCCAUGGCAGCACUCUGAGCGUGAGACGGCAUAGCAGCCUCAUGCAAGGCAAUGCUGGAGAAGGGGUAGGCAGCAUGGGAAUUGGUGGCGGUUGGCAGUUGGCAUGGAAAUGGUCUGAGAGGGAAGGUGAAGAUGGAAGUAAGGAAGGAGGUUUCAAAAGGAUAUAUUUGCAUCAGGAGGGUGUCCCUGGCUCUCGGCGUGGGUCACUUGUUUCAGUUCCUGGUGGUGAUAUUCCUGAAGAUGGUGAAUUCAUACAGGCUGCUGCUUUGGUAAGUCAGCCUGCACUUUACUCCAAGGAACUUAUGGGUCAGCAUCCCGUUGGACCAGCGAUGGUCCAUCCAUCUGAAACUGCGUCAAAAGGUCCCAGUUGGGCUGCUCUUCUCGAACCAGGAGUCAAAAGUGCGCUCAUUGUUGGAAUUGGAAUUCAAAUAUUGCAACAGUUUUCUGGUAUAAAUGGAGUGAUGUACUACACUCCUCAAAUUCUUGAGCAGGCAGGUGUAGGAGUUCUUCUUUCUAACUUUGGCAUUGCAUCAGACUCAGCAUCCUUCCUCAUCAGUGCGUUAACAAACUUUCUGAUGCUCCCUUCUGUAGCUAUUGCAAUGCGAUUCAUGGACGUUGCCGGCAGAAGGACACUUCUGCUGUACACUAUCCCAGUUCUCAUACUAUCCCUCAUCUUGCUUGUCAUCGGUAAUACUGUGAACCUCGGGAGUGUGGCUCAUGCUGUAGUUUCUACUGUUUGCGUGAUUCUCUACUUUUGCUUCUUUGUAACUGGCUACGGACCAAUCCCAAAUAUCCUCUGCGCGGAAAUCUUUCCCACGAGGGUUCGUGGUUUGUGCAUUGCCAUAUGUGCUCUGGUUUUCUGGAUAUGCGAUGUCAUUGUGACGUACACACUGCCCGUGAUGCUCAGUUCGAUUGGCUUAGCUGGAGUGUUCGGUAUUUAUGCCGUUGUAUGUGUCAUUUCUUGGUUUUUUGUCUUCUUGAGGGUUCCUGAAACCAAAGGCAUGCCCUUAGAAGUCAUUACAGAGUUUUUCGCUGUUGGUGCAAGACAAGCUGCUAUGGCGAAGCACGAGUAGUUUUAAGGCAUCUUCAGUCGGAUAACUUGUAGAAAAUAAGAUUUAUUAUUUCUCUAGGUUCAUUUUAUAUCCCUUUAGCUCUGUGAUUUCUCAUUUCGUUUAUGUUCAGAAGUUGUAUACCAUUUUAUGCAUGACUAUGUCCAUAUAGUAGAAUCUCUAAAUUGAUUGUUUUCAUUUGAUUUCCAAAAGGUAGGAAAAUUUGCUCA
Messenger RNA from Nicotiana tabacum (common tobacco), 1929 nucleotides. Lineage: Eukaryota; Viridiplantae; Streptophyta; Magnoliopsida; Solanales; Solanaceae. The record is from RefSeq and is a predicted model, not a curated record.